AUGCCCCAACUACUAGGAAUCGAAUGGAUCGAUAUAUUUUCUUCCGUCGAACGGAAGAGAACUUAUUUGGGAAUGGUCGCCCAUUCCAUUUACACAUAUCCAGUGGGGAAUAUGCUUUUGGUGGCGCCCUUGUUUUGGCUCUUCCCAUUCCACUGGUUCUUCCUAAUUCUCCUCUACGCCGCUUGGGUUUACUAUGACAAAGAUACGCCGUCAAAAGGAGGUUACGGAUUGGAUUUUAUUCGGAAAUGGAGAGUAAAUCGAUGGAAUGCCGACUAUUUCCCUGCUAGAGUCCAUAAGACGGCUGAUUUGGACCCUGAGAAGAAUUAUAUUCUGGCAUAUCAUCCGCAUGGAAUUAUAUCAAUGGGUGGAUGGGUGAAUUUUGCGUCAAAUGGAUCAGGAGUCAUGGAUAUGUACCCGGGUAUCACGUUCAACUUGUGCACCCUCGGUCUCAACUUCAAAAUUCCGAUUCGCCGUGAGAUUUUGCUUCUUUUCGGAUGUAUCGAUUGUUCCAAAGAGUCCAUCGAAUACGUUUUAUGCCCUAAAACCAACAAAGGACGGGCCAUCGUACUGGUUGUGGGCGGAGCCGCCGAAUCGCUUGAUGCUCAUCCGGGAAAACAUGAAUUGACACUGUUGAGUCGGAAGGGAUUCGUGAGGGAGGCUCUGUUGACUGGAGCACAAUUGGUGCCGGUUUAUUCGUUUGGAGAGAAUGAUGUUUUUGAGCAGGCGGCCAACCCACCGGGCUCCCGACUCCGUAAAUGGCAAGACACCCUUCGGAAGUCAAUGGGAAUGUCUUUGCCAAUUGUGAAAGGACGUGGAUAUCUACAGUACUCUUUCGGAUUUCUCCCUCUCAGAAGACCCAUAAAUACAGUAAUCGGGGCGCCAAUUCACGUGGAAAAGAUGGAGAAUCCGACGAAAGAGCGGAUCGAUGAGUUGCAUGAGGAAUAUGUGAAAAAGUUGACGGAACUAUUCGAAAAGUAUAAAGGACAGUUUGGAGUGAAGAAGGAUGUCAAAUUGGUAUUGAAGUAG
Messenger RNA from Caenorhabditis remanei, 1026 nucleotides. RefSeq lists its product as uncharacterized. Gene Ontology annotation, biological process: triglyceride biosynthetic process. The transcript is spliced from 4 exons. Gene Ontology annotation, molecular function: diacylglycerol O-acyltransferase activity. Bases 1 to 1026 code for a protein of 341 amino acids. Lineage: Eukaryota; Metazoa; Nematoda; Chromadorea; Rhabditida; Rhabditidae. The record is from RefSeq and is a predicted model, not a curated record. Gene Ontology annotation, cellular component: endoplasmic reticulum membrane.